CGAACAUCCCUACCCCGAAAAAAAAAGCAAAAACCUGUUUACUUGGCUGACGUAAACAAGAUCGAGAGUUUAUUUCAAAACUAUUGAAAUUAAUUAGAAAAUGAAAAUAAUUAAGUAAUUUUGUAUUAAUACUUAAUCACGUCCUAUGUAUAGCAUGCUAGAGUAAAUAAUUAUGGCGCGGCAUAUCGAUUCAAAUCUUACUAAAUUAUUAGACGGCUUAGGUCUGGAAGGCGAAGAAAAUGAUUUUUGUGAUUUUACUAUAGCGGAUCAAAAUUCUGUGGCUGAAUCUCAGGGUAUUACACCCACCACUCCUUCCAAUUUUAAACCCGUUCUUGGUGGAAAUGUCACUUACGUAGUAGCUUGUGUUUUGCUCAAUGAUGACAAUGAAGUUCUAAUGAUGCAGGAAGCUAAAGAAAGUUGUGCGGGUAAAUGGUACUUGCCAGCUGGUCGCAUGGAAAAAGAAGAGACUAUAAUCCAAGCUACUGUACGAGAGGUCUUAGAAGAAACUGGUUUGCAGUGUAAUCCCAAAACUUUAUUGGUUGUGGAAACUGCUGGUGGCAUGUGGUACAGAUUCGUUCUAACUGGUGAAGUGAUUGGUGGUCAUAUCAAAACUCCAGCAAAUGCUGAUAAAGAAUCCUUGCAAGCAAAAUGGGUAUCUAAUCUACAAGAAAUCACAUUACGCUCCAAUGACAUUGUCCAUCUGAUUGAUAAAGCAAAAUUAUAUAAACAGAAUUAUAAAAAUGGAUUGUGGCAUAGAAAUAUUUUACCAGCUCUCGUCCCCCAUGUCAAAGACUUGUUGAGAUUAAUUGUAGUGAUAAAAAAAAGAAGUACAAAUACAUUACAUGUCUUGCUAAGUGAAAAAACAACAAUACAUUUCCCUACUUGUGAGAUAAAUCCUGCUAAAAGUCUACAUUCCACACUCCGGAGAUUCAUGGUUGAAAUGUUUGGUGCAGAUGUUGGCCAACAUCGUCCUCUGGGAUUGCUUAAUGUUGAGGCUGAUCCAGCAACUGAUGGAUUGUGCCUUACACUUCUGGUUGUGUUUCGAGCUCCACUUGAAGAAGUGCCAAUGAUUGGCAAGUGUAUAUGGCAAGAACUAUCUAGAGAUAAUGAAAACAGACUACUCUCUAUAAUUACGUCAAAAAAUAUGGCUAUUGAACUGCAUGUAGUUCGUUGAAAAACAUUAAAGUAUUUAAUGAAAGUAAUGUUUUAGCAGUCUUACAACCACAUGCAGUGAUGUCAAUUAAAUUUAAUACCUGCCAAAGU
Molecule: messenger RNA, 1263 nt
Organism: Chilo suppressalis (striped riceborer)
Lineage: Eukaryota; Metazoa; Arthropoda; Insecta; Lepidoptera; Crambidae
Source: the annotation of a GenBank genome assembly